UGAUAAAACUCUCUUCUCAUCACAAGAACAAAGAACAAAUGAUAUAUCUCUGCUGUAGCUUCAAACACAAGAAAACCAAAACACUAAGGAUGAGAACGCUUGAAGCUUUUGUUGUGUCUCUGUUUCUUGUCUUCUUAGUCAAAUGGGUCAACUCUGAUUCCAAUUCUGUUCCUGGUAGAGAGCAAUUUCUUAGUUGCAUGUCGACACAUUCUGAUUCAAGCUUCACAAACCCUAGAAGCUUCAUCCACGAGCCGGAUUCAAGUCUUUACACCGAGUUAUCGCAAUCUUUAUCACAAAACUACAGAAUCCUGACCUUGAAUUUCACAAGCCAGAAGCCGAUUCUGAUCGUUACACCAAGAACUGAAUCAGAAAUCCAGAGAUCAUUACUCUGCAGCAGGAAACUUGGGGUACAAGUUAGGACUAAAAGCGGUGGUCAUGACUAUGAAGGCCUUUCUUACCUCUCAUUACACUCUCCUUUCAUCAUCCUAGACCUCGUUAAUCUUCGAUCUAUCGAGAUCAACCUCGCGGAUGAAACAGCUUGGGUUGGAGCUGGUGCUACCAUCGGUGAGCUUUACUAUAAAAUUGCUAAAUCCAGCAAGAUCCAUGGCUUCCCUGCAGGAACAUGUCCUAGUGUUGGAGUUGGAGGUCAUUUUAGUGGAGGAGGGUUUGGUGCAAUGAUGAGGAAACACGGUUUGGCCGCAGAUAACAUUGUGGACGCGCGUUUCGUAGACGCAAACGGGAGAAUCUACAACAGUAGAAGAGAAAUGGGAGAAGAUUUGUUCUGGGCGAUUAGAGGAGGUGGAGCAGCUAGCUUUGGUGUUGUAGUUUCAUGGAAAGUGAAGCUAGUUAGGGUACCAGAGAAGGUAACGUGCUUUACAAGAUACCUACCUUUCACACAGAACAUGACAAACACUGUUCAUAGAUGGCAACAUAUUGCAGCAGAGCUUGAAGAUAAUCUCUUCAUCCGAGUCAUCAUUUACAAUUCUGGAGGAUCUGUUCAAGCUACGUUCCAAGCAAAUUAUCUUGGAGGUAUUGAUAAACUGAUCCCUCUUAUGAAUCAGAAGUUUCCGGAAUUGGGGUUAAGGGUUCAAGAUUGUUCUGAAAUGAGCUGGAUCGAUUCAAUAAUGUACUUUAACUGGAAGAAAGGGCAGCCACUAGAGACACUUCUCGACCGAGAACAAAGAUACAAUGAUCUGUAUUUCAAAGCAAAAUCUGAUUUUGUCAAGAACCCGGUUCCUGAAAUCGGUCUAGAAGGUAUAUGGAAGAGGUUUCACGAGGUCGAAUCACCGAUGAUGAUACUGGAACCAUUAGGUGGUAAAAUGUAUGAGAUUGGUGAAUCAGAGACUCCAUUUCCACAUAGAAGAGGGAAUCUAUAUAAUAUCCAAUACAUGGUGAAAUGGAGAGUGAAGGACAUUGGAGAGAUGGAGAAACAUGUGAGAUGGAUGAGGUUGCUUUAUAGGUAUAUGAGUGUUUAUGUCUCAGGAUCACCAAGAGGGGCUUACUUGAAUUACAGAGAUCUUGAUUUAGGUAUGAACAGAGGAGUUAAUACGAGCUUUGAAGAUGCGAGGUUAUGGGGGCUUAGGUAUUUUGGAAGUAAUUUCAAGAGAUUGGCUUUGGUUAAAGGGAAGAUUGAUCCAACCAAUUUCUUUAGGAAUGAACAAAGUAUUCCUCCUUUGGUUGUCUAAGAGACAACUAAGGUUUAAGUAUCAGACAAAACCAAUGUUUGUUUGUUUGUGUUCUUGUAAUUGGACUUAUAUAUGUC
Capsella rubella is the source of this 1762-nucleotide messenger RNA. Its product is annotated as berberine bridge enzyme-like 23. Gene Ontology annotation, molecular function: FAD binding; oxidoreductase activity. NCBI's taxonomy places the organism in Eukaryota, Viridiplantae, Streptophyta, Magnoliopsida, Brassicales, Brassicaceae. The coding region runs from base 39 to 1685 and encodes 548 amino acids. The transcript has a single exon. The record is from RefSeq and is a predicted model, not a curated record.